Messenger RNA from Solea senegalensis (Senegalese sole), 4783 nucleotides. Its product is annotated as protein Aster-A-like. NCBI's taxonomy places the organism in Eukaryota, Metazoa, Chordata, Actinopteri, Pleuronectiformes, Soleidae. Gene Ontology annotation, cellular component: endoplasmic reticulum membrane; plasma membrane; endoplasmic reticulum-plasma membrane contact site. Gene Ontology annotation, molecular function: sterol binding; sterol transfer activity. The transcript has 20 exons. The coding region runs from base 930 to 3407 and encodes 825 amino acids. Gene Ontology annotation, biological process: intracellular sterol transport. The record is from RefSeq and is a predicted model, not a curated record.
CGCACAGAAUAAAAACAUUCACAUUUACUUUCAGAGCAAUUUAGGUUCCAAAUACUGUCUGCAAAAAAAUCAUAUUAAACACAAGGGGGCGCAAUGGCUCUGUACCAACGUCCACGUUGUGGGUGCAUCACAACUCCCUUCAAAUGAACUCUGGAAAUAUGCUAAAUAAAAAAUAAAAUGCUUUAGCUGAACUUGUUCGUGACGUAGUGAGAAAACCUGUUGAGUUGUCCUCAUGUUGACACCGUGUCCAUCGCCUGAGUGAAAGCGCUUCAUUUCAUUUGAUUCUCUUUGCAAUAAAACAACAGACCUGACACCGUUUUUCAGUCAAAUUAUUCACAACUUUAGAAGUAAAGAGCGAUAACAGCUGUUCUGUUGUGAUAUCACAACUCUCUCUUCUGUCGCCUCAGCCAGUGGACAGUUAUUUUCCUGGACUGUACUACAAAGUUUGUCUGAGGGGUGUCCGUCUUGUGUCGCCGGUGCUUGUUUCAAUUUAAAUGCGAAAAAUAAACUUUUAUAUCAUUACGACAAUGCGUUUGUGCCAAGUGUUGCUAGACUGGGUCUUUUCUGAGGUUCCAGCCAGGAGGGAUGUUGUCUUUUUGACGAGGAGUCUCCCCGUAGUCUCCCCGUAGUCUCCCCUCCUUCACGCACUCUGGAUUAAGUAAUCCGACUGGCUGACUUCACUGCUUUUGAGGUUCAUUAAUCGUAUUGUCUGCCAAGUUGAAGCCGAGUUCGCGAGUUACAUUUCCAAAUGAACCGUGUUAAUUAAUAUAAAGUAAAAGGCUCGUCGUUUGACAAUCACCUGGUUCGUCAACUGUCGGCCUUCGCUCGUGAGACUUCGGGGGUAACGCUAGCGAAGUUGGUUCAAAGCUAACGGUUAGCCACGGUUAGCCGCAGCCAGCUGAUGCUUCUGAUGCUUCACGCGUGUAAUAAUGUUGAUGUGCUCCUGUGAAAAAGUGGAUUUUAACAUCGCGUCCCGGACCGUUGCUCGGCUAGUUUUUGAGGCCGAGCAAGAUAACAGAAGCGGAGGAGUCUCAUCCAACGGGAGCACAGCCAGUAACUCACCUCGCAGCACUCCUGGCAGCUCUCCCUCCCUGCGCCGCAGGGUCCUUGGUGGCGGCGGCGGCAGCGGCGGCAGGGCCAGUGAGAAUGAGGGAGGAGGCGAUAAGUGCACUACUGGAGGAGGUGGAGGUUCAGAUAGCCCCCUGCCCUCCAUAUCCUCAGCCUCCUCCCUCACAUCUGCAUACCCACUUGCUUCUCGCCCCUUCAGCCGCAAUGCCAAGAAAAUGCAGAGCUGGUACAAUGUUCUCAGUCCCACAUACAAACAGCGGAAUGAAGAUUUCCGUAAACUCUUUAAGAAACUUCCUGACACAGAGCGACUCAUAGUGGAUUACUCUUGUGCUUUGCAGAAGGACAUCCUGCUUCAGGGCCGUCUUUAUCUGUCAGAGAAUUGGCUGUGUUUCUACAGUAACAUCUUCCGUUGGGAAACCACUAUCACUAUCCUGUUGAGAGAUGUGACCUCGAUGACGAAGGAGAAGACGGCUAAGCUCAUCCCAAAUGCCAUCCAGAUUUGCACUGACAAUGAGAAGCAUUUCCUCACAUCUUUUGGAGCAAGGGAUCGCAGCUUCAUGAUGAUUUUCCGUCUGUGGCAGAAUGCACUGUUGGACAAGUCAUUGUCCCCUAAAGAGCUGUGGCACAUCGUGCACCAGUGUUACGGCACUGAGCUGGGCCUUACCAGUGAAGACGAUGACUAUGUCUCUCCCAUUGCCGAGCACAUGAACGGCCUGCUGCCAUGUGACGAGUCAGUGUUGGUCACAGAUCUGCUCGACCUGAGCUCGGUGUCGGUUCCCUCUACAGGCAGCUCUCCCCCUCCGCUGGUGCCCUGUCGUCCCGCCAGCCCUUCCUCUGCCACUAACCUCGGGGGCUCGUCUCCGUUUUCUUCUGCCUCCUGUCUGCCCAUAGAGUUGCCUUCUGCGUCUGGACGUAGACUCAGCUCUGACCCACUUGAACCCAGCCCCCCCAGCUCCCAGGGUGUAUUACCAACCACCACUGCCCCCAGUGCUUCCGUGUCAGCCUCUGCCCUGGCGUCUGCUGCUGCUUCAUUUUAUAUAGAAGAGGGCGGCGACAGCCUGUCUGAGUCAGCCAAUCAAAUGCUUCCACCGCCAACCGCUCGGCUGGGAAACCUGUCCUCACUGGACGUUACCAAUGACGAGGAACUGCCCACUGACCCCAGCAACUCGUCUGACACGCAAGAAGAGAGUGAAGUGGAGUCCUUCUGUGCAGACCUGAGUGGACGACUGAACAUCAACUGUGUGGUCCGCAUGAGUGUGGACAAGCUUCACGACCUGCUGUUCUCUGCUGACACACACUUCAUCCAGCACCUUUUCUCUCAGCGCCACUUUACAGAUCUGCUCGUUGGUGAAUGGCAGCAGGACAGCAGCAGUGGGAAUACCACCCGUGUGCUCAGCUACACCAUAGCUCUCAACAACCCCCUUGGCCCCAAGACUGCCCCUGUGGUGGAAACGCAGACGUUGUAUAAGAGCAGUGCACGAGGAGAGUGCUAUGUAGUGGACUCUGAGGUCAUCACCUCAGGUAUCCCAUACCAGGACUACUUCUACACCGUCCAUAGAUACUGCCUCACCUCCAUCAACAAGCACAAGAGCCGCUUAAGAGUUUCCUCUGAAAUCUGUUACCGGAAGCAGCCGUGGAGUCUGGUGAAAGCACUGAUUGAGAAGAACACCUGGAGCGGUGUUGAAGAGUACUACAGACAUAUGGAGGGAGAGGUGUGUAAGCUGGAGACACUGCUGCAGUCGGACGUUUCAGUGAUGACCACCGGUGACGCAGUCAGGGCCGAAGGUGUCAAGACGCCGCCAGGUCUGCGCCGCCGUAAACGCACCUGCUCUCGGCGAGAUGGAGCGGGUGUGGCUACAGGAGAGCGAGGGGAUAGAGGAGUUGGAGAGGCGAGGGAAAGAAGAGAAACUGGUGGUCAGUAUUUGAAGCUGGGGGAGCGUUCACAUGGCGGAGGACACAACAGUAUUUCCACCAUCCUCCUCAUUGUCAGCUUUAUGAUCGGUAUCAGUCUGGUGGUGCUGGUGGCUCUCAACAUGCUGCUGUUCUACAAGCUGUACGCUCUGGAAAGAGCGGCUCAUACACUGGAGACGUGGCACUCCUAUUCUCUUGCUGACAGUCCACUGCCUCAGACGGCCGGAGAGUGGGCGCAGGUCCUGCAGCUCCAGAGGCAGUUUCACCAGGCUCAGCUCAGUAAGUGGCAGCAGAUCCUGCAGUCCACCGUCACACUUCUUGACCAGAUGAAGCAGUCUUUAGAGAAACUCCACCUGGGCAUCGUGGUUCCAGAGGUGCACGAGGAUCAACCCACCAACACACUCACAGAGCCGGUGUCUGAGGGAUGAGCUGUACCUCUGCUGGAGCAACACUGUCUGUGAUACUCGACUCCACAAAUAAACAAAAAACUCCCCCCCAUGUGGGACAUGCAGGGGCAGGAACUGAUGGCAGCACCCGCCCUGCAGUAAUGAGCGUAUACAGCUGCAAGUCAUCUGUAUGUUAACGUGUGGAAACUGUCUCACACCUUCCACUUCCUCCACUCAUAAAACUGACCUGCAACAUUUCACCGACUCACUGGAACAGGAAGUGUGGGCUCCACUUCCUCUGACGAAUGCCUGCUGAAACAAGAAAGGAACAUUUCAACACCAGAUUUCAUUCUACAUCUGACACACUCCCACUCCUCCUGUUGCUUUUUGGGUUUUAUUUUUGUUUAAGGACCAUCACAGUAUUUAUUAUUACAAAUGACUGAAGUGCUGUCUGCUCUGUCUGCUCUGAGAAGUCACCUGGUGGCUGCUCUGAUUUGCUGUUACAAUGAGGACCAAAAAUGAUUACUGGUCUCAGCAAUAAUAACAAUAGUGAUUCUAGUCAUUUUUGAAUGUCUCAAGGAAAGAAUGAUGAAAAUAAUGAAGAAGAAAUGUAGUCGUAGAAAUGAACAAACCAGGAAAUGUUACUUAAUGUCAAACAUUUCUUUUCUUCCAUAUAGAACUAAACUAUUACAAGUGACUUGUUUCUUUCACUGGAUCGCACAUUUUAAAACGUAAGGACCAACCAAAUAUUUGUUGGCCCAAUGUAAAGAUAAAGGGAAUCUGUUUUGCAGUAUUAUUUCUCUUCUUUCUUUCUUUUUUUAUUUCUUUUUCACAUUGUGUCUCAGCUCUUUUGUUUGGAUCUGUCAUUUCUGUCCAUUGUUGUUGACUUUUUGGCCUCCAAUGAAAAAACCUCCGAUGAUGUGAAAAUCUGCACUCUCAUCUUUUUUUCUCCUCUCCACUCUUCUUUAUCUCUGUCUGUCUGUCUGUCUGUCUGUCUGUCUCUCUCUCAGUGCAUCACGUGGGCCCUGCUGUGCAUGGCCAUCCACAGAUAAGAAAAGGAUGUAAUAUUUAUUAAAGAGAGGAGGAGGGAGGAUGUACUGUCAUGGAGAGAAAUGAAAAAUGUUAUAAAACAUGAAACGUGUUCUCACUCAUUUUUGACUCACUCUGCAACUUAACAUUGAAAAGCUUUUCGUUUAAAUGAGGCUACAGUAGUUACCUUUUUACUUUGAUCUAUAACUGAAAACAGAGGUUUCAUUUUCUGUUUUGUUUUUUUACACGACAUUACACCCUCUAAACCUAAAAGGAUCUUUUAAACUUAUUGUAUUUGGGAAUUGACACACCAGAGAAAGGAUCCUUCUGAAGGAUGCAGUCAACAGAUUGUAAGGAUUGCACUUUAGUUUAUUAAAACCUUCAUGGGU